This is a messenger RNA of Engraulis encrasicolus (European anchovy), 6686 nucleotides long. RefSeq lists its product as uncharacterized. Gene Ontology annotation, biological process: antibacterial humoral response; iron ion transport. The transcript is spliced from 34 exons. The coding region runs from base 84 to 6671 and encodes 2195 amino acids. Lineage: Eukaryota; Metazoa; Chordata; Actinopteri; Clupeiformes; Engraulidae. Gene Ontology annotation, cellular component: early endosome; plasma membrane; recycling endosome. The record is from RefSeq and is a predicted model, not a curated record.
UCAACCCCACAGGUCUCAGCUCUAUAUAAACGCGCAUCUCCUCAUAUUCGACCAGUCUUUCGGAGCCUCUCGACGGUGUCACCAUGAAUCCUUGGUUUUUACUCAUGUUGGCUGCGGAUACCGUGGCAUCGUCAGAAGUCAAGGUGAGGUGGUGCACCAAGUCGGACCCAGAGUACAAAAAGUGCGACGCUCUUUCCAAGUUACCAGGAGUAGCUCUCCAGUGCACGCGUUCCGAGAGCGCGGAAAAAUGCAUCCAAUCAAUCAAAGAUAACAACGCAGACGCCGUCACACUUGAUGGUGGAGACAUCUAUACCGCUGGCCUUGAGAACUACAAACUACAUCCCAUCCUGGCAGAGCACUAUGGCGCUAGUUCCGAUACAUGUUACUAUGCUAUUGCGGUGGUGAAGAAGGGUACUGAUAUAACGAUCAAUAACCUGCAAGGGAAGAAGUCCUGCCACACAGGUCUUGGCAAGUCUGCUGGUUGGAACAUUCCCAUUGGCACCCUGGGGACCAUGGGCAAGAUCCAGUGGAAAGGCAUUGAGGACAAGCCUUUGGAGGAGGCUGUGAUGGAGUUUUUCUCUGAAAGCUGUGUCCCUGGGGCCACAAAAGGCUCCAACUUGUGCAAGCUGUGUCAGAACCCUGCCUGCCCCCGUUCCCCCGCAGAACCAUACUAUGGUUAUGAUGGAGCUUUCAGGUGUCUUAAGGAUGGUCGUGGAGAUGUGGCAUUCAUAAAGCACGUGACUGUCCCUGAUGAUGAAAAACCCAACUAUGAGCUUCUGUGUAAAGAUGGCUCAAGAGCCCCCAUGGAUGAUUACAAGAACUGCCAUUUUGCCAGAGUGCCUGCCCAUGCUGUGGUCAGUCGCAAAGACCCAGAGCUGGCUGACCGCAUCGAAGAAAUGUUGAAGAAAAUUCCGAAAGACCAACUCUUCUCCUCUGCGGCUCAUGGAGGCAAGGAUCUACUAUUCAAAGAUGGAAUACAGGACCUGGUUAGGCUUCCAAGCAUUAUGGACAGUUUCCUUUACCUGGGGGCUGAGUACAUGAGCGUUAUUCGUUUCCUAACAAAAGAGUCGGAGAGUUCGAGCACGCCUAAGCCCAUUAUAUGGUGUGCCAAAAAAGGAGAGAAACAAAAGUGUGACAACUGGUCUGCCAGAAGUGGAGGCGCCGUUGAAUGUGCUGUAGCAGACUCUGUGGAUGACUGUCUGAAGAUGAUCAUGCACAAAAAGGCGGAUGCCGUAGCUGUUGAUGGAGGAGAGGUCUAUACUGCUGGGAAGUGUGGAUUAGUUCCUGUCAUGGCAGAGCAGUAUGAUCAAGACUGCAAGCCGGAUGCCAGCGAUGCCCAGUCUUCAUACUAUUCUGUGGCAGUAGUUAAGAAGUCAAGUGGUAUCACAUGGGAUACUCUUGAGGGAAAGAAAUCUUGCCACACUGGACUGGGUCGCACUGCUGGAUGGAACAUCCCAAUGGGUCUAAUCCAAUCUAAAUACCCCGAUGACAACUGCAAGUUCAAUACCUACUUCAGCUCAAGCUGUGCCCCGGGAGCAGAUAAAGCAUCGUCUCUUUGCUCCCUCUGUAAGGGCAGUGGGAAGGCAGUUGGAGGAGAGGACACCAAGUGUGACGCAAAUGCAAAUGAGGCCUAUUUUGGAUAUGCAGGAGCCUUCAGAUGCCUUAUUGAAAAGGGAGAUGUGGCCUUUAUAAAGCAUUCCAUUGUCUCUGAGAAUACUGGAGCGGAUGCUCCAUCCUGGGCUAGCGGUGUACAAAAGUCCGAUUUCAGGGUCAUUGGUCCCGGGUGCCAGGCAGAGAUUGACGACUAUAAAAACUGCUUCUUGGCCGAGUCACCAGCACACGCUGUGGUGACUCUUCCAGAGAGGAGCGCUGAUGUGGUGGCAAUGCUCAAAGAUCAACAGUCCAAACCUGAAGGCAACGGAAUAUUUUCCACCGACUAUGGAAAGAAUCUGCUCUUCAAGGACAACACAAGAUGUCUACAGGAACUGUCUUCGAAGAACUACAAGCAUUUCUUGGUGGAUAAAUACGUGACAGCCAUGACUGGUCUGAGACGUUGUGCGGAGAGUAUCUCAGAGGUGGAGAAGGCUUGCACUUUCCAUACCUGUCAGCAGAAGGACACCCAGUCGGAAUGGAGGCGGAUAAAGUGGCCGGCAACUACCAUGACUACACUGUGGAAGCAGUUUGACGAUGACGUGGACCAAAUUCUGGAGUCCGUGGCUAAGGGAGAGGCAGAACGGAAGCUGCAAGCCAUGACAACGAUCAUUGUCAGGAUGGCGGCUGAGAGGUUUGGUGAAGAGGAGAGGAAGAGCUCGGGAACGUCCUACACAGAGCACAGAAGGAUAAGGACUCUUCGCCGGGCAGAGUGGCAUCGGAGGAGGCGACGGGAGAGAUCGCGUAAAAGAGCGGCCUUCAUCGCGAACCCCUACAAGUUCACGAAAGACCUGCUAGGCCAAAAGCGCAGCGGUAGACUAUCCUCUUCAAAGGAAGACAUUGACCAGCAUCUCGCACAGAUGUUCAGUGAUCCAAGAAGAGAGGAGGCGCUGGGUGAAUGUGAUAUCCUCAUUGAUCCACCCGGACCAGAGGUGCAGUUUGACAUGGCGGAGCUGAAGCUGUUGGAAAUCAAGGAGGUUGUCCAUAAAGCUAGAGCAGGCUCCGCUCCAGGACCAAGUGGUACAUCGUACAAGGUGUACAAGAACUGUCCCAAACUGCUACUACGGCUGUGGAAGAUCCUGCGAGUGUUCUGGAGGAAGGGGAAGAUCCCAGAACAAUGGCGGAUGGCAGAAGGGGUCUGGAUCCCGAAGGAGGAAGGUUCCACCCAGCUCGACCAGUUCCGCAUCAUCUCCCUCCUUUGCAUCGAGUCCAAAAUCUUCUUCAGCACCAUCUCCAAGAGACUGAGCAGCUACCUAGUCUAUAUCGACACAUCAGUCCAGAAAGGUGGCAUUUCUGGCAUGCCGGGCUGUGUGGAGCACACUGGUGUGGUAACACAGCUUAUCCGAGAGGCCAGAGAAAACAGGGGUAACCUGUCAGUACUUUGGCUUGACCUGGCAAAUGCAUUUGGCUCCAUCCCCCAUAAGCUUGUCCAGCUCACUUUGGUGAAACACCAUGUCCCCAGCAAGUGCAGAGACCUCAUCGCUGACUACUACAACAACUUCAGUAUGAGGGUCUCUGCAGGAGCAACUCCAUCAAGCUGGCACAAGGUAGACAUAGGCAUCAUCACAGGGUGUACCAUCUCUGUGACGCUGUUCUCCUUGGCCAUGAAUAUGCUCACCAAGUCUGCGGAGCCAGAGUGCAGAGGACCACGUAUGAACUCUGGACAACGUCAGCCACCCAUCAGGGCAUUCAUGGAUGACCUUACAGUCACCACAGAAUCAGUCCCAGGAUGCCGGUGGAUACUGAAGGGCCUGGAGAAGAUGAUGGAGUGGGCCCGAAUGCGUUUCAAGCCAGCCAAAUCCAGAUCCAUGGUGCUGAGAAAAGGAAAGGUAGAGGACAAGUUCCGGUUUAACAUCACAGGCACCGCAAUCCCAACGAUCACAGAGAAGCCAGUCAAGAGCUUGGGAAAGGUGUUUGACAGCUCUCUGAAGGAUGCAACAUCUAUCCAGACCACCUGUGCUGAGUUGGAGGGCUGGCUGAAAGCCGUGGACAAAUCUGGGCUACCUGGAAAGUUCAAAGCCUGGGUCUACCAGCAUGGCAUCCUCCCCAGAAUCUUGUGGCCCCUCCUUAUCUAUGCCGUCCCAGUUUCCACAGUAGAGACCUUGGAAAGGAAAGUCAGCAACCACCUGCGGAGAUGGCUGGGGUUACCUAAAAGUCUGAGCAGCAUCGCACUCUACGGGCGCAAUAACAAGCUGCAGCUGCCCUUUAAAUCCUUGGAGGAGGAGUUCAAGGUAGCAAGGGUUAGAGAGGUGGUGCUGUACAGGGACUCCAGUGAUCCAAAGGUGGCCAAUGCUGGAAUCCAAGUGAGGACGGGCAGGAAGUGGAAGGCAGAAGAGGCCGUACAGACGGCUGAAGCUAGGCUGCGCCACAAGGCUUUGGUGGGAGUGGUGACACGAGGCAGAGCGGGUCUGGGAUCCUUUCCAACCCCGAAAAUGAACACCAGGGGGAAAGAGAGGCGGCACCAGAUUCAAGAGGAGGUGAGGGCUGAUGUGGAGGAGAUGCGAUCCUGUAGGGCUGUGGACAUGAGACAGCAGGGGGCCUGGACAAGAUGGGAGAAUGCGAUGGAGCGGAAAGUAACCUGGAAUGAGAUCUGGAGAGCUGAGCCCCACCGCAUUAAAUUUCUUAUCCAGGCAGUGUACGAUGUAUUGCCCAGUCCGUCAAAUCUGCAAGCAUGGGGUCUAGCAGAGUCACCAGCCUGCCCACUAUGUUCCAAGAGAGGCACCUUGGAACAUGUCCUUAGUUGCUGUACAACAGCACUAGGUGAAGGGCGUUACCGCUGGAGGCAUGAUCAAGUCCUGAAGACUAUAGCCGAAGCUAUCAGCACAGGACUGGUAUGGGCAAAGCAGCAGCGUACCCCCAAGAUCAACAUCACCUUUGUCAAGGCUGGAGAGCAGGUUACCCCAGCAAACAAGGCACCAACAGGCAUACUGACCUCAGCAAAAGACUGGCAGCUUCUGGUGGACCUUGAGAAACAGCUGAGGUUCCCCAGCAACAUUGCAGUCACCACCCUCCGCCCUGACAUCGUCCUUGUAUCAGAGUCCACCAAGCAGGUUGUGUUGCUGGAACUUACAGUCCCGUGGGAAGACCGCCUGGAAGAAGCUUUUGAGAGGAAGCUCUCCAAGUACGCAGGGCUGGUCAAUGAGUGCCAGCAGUCAGUUUCGGAGCCUCUCGACGGUGUCAUCAUGAUUUCUUGGCUUUUAGUCAUGCUGGCUGCUGAUACCGCAGCAUCUUCAUAUGUCACAGUGAGGUGGUGCACCAAGUCGGACCCAGAGUAUAAAAAGUGCGACGCCUUCUCCAAGUUACCAGGAGUAGCUCUCCAGUGCACGCGUUUAGAGAGUGCGGAAAGAUGUAUCCAAGCUAUCAAAGAUAACAACGCAGACGCCGUCACACUUGAUGGUGGAGACAUCUAUACCGCUGGCCUUGAGAACUACAAACUGCAUCCCAUCCUGGCAGAGCACUAUGGCGCUAGUUCCGAUACAUGUUACUAUGCUAUUGCGGUGGUGAAGAAGGAUUCUGAUAUAACGAUCAAUAACCUGCAAGGGAAGAAGUCCUGCCACACAGGUCUUGGCAAGUCUGCUGGUUGGAACAUCCCCAUUGGCACCCUGGGGACCAUGGGCAAGAUCCAGUGGAAGGGCAUUGAGGACAAGCCUUUGGAGGAGGCUGUGAUGGAGUUUUUCUCUGAAAGUUGUGUCCCUGGAGCAACAAAAGGCUCCAACUUGUGCAAGCUGUGUCAGAACCCUGCCUGCCCCCGUUCCCCCGCAGAACCAUACUAUGGUUAUGAUGGAGCUUUCAGGUGUCUUAAGGAUGGUCGUGGAGAUGUGGCAUUCAUAAAGCAUGUGACUGUCCCUGAUGAUGAAAAACCCAACUAUGAGCUUCUGUGUAAAGAUGGCACAAGAGCAGCCAUGGAUGAUUACAAGAAAUGCCAUUUUGCCAGAGUGCCUGCCCAUGCUGUGGUCAGUCGCAAAGACCCAGAGCUGGCUGACCGCAUCGAAGAAAUGUUGAAGAAAAUUCCGAAAGAGCAACUCUUCUCCUCUGCAGCACAUGGAGGCAAGGAUCUACUAUUCAAAGAUGGAAUACAGGAACUGGUUAGGCUUCCAAGCAUUAUGGACAGUUUCCUUUACCUGGGGGCUGAGUACAUGAGGGUUACUCGUUUCCUAACAAAAGAGUCGGAGAGUUCGAGCACGCCUAAGCCCAUUAUAUGGUGUGCCAAAAAAGGAGAGAAAAACAAGUGUGAGAACUGGUCUGCCAGAAGUGGAGGCGCCGUUGAGUGUGUUGUAGCAGACUCUGUGGAUGACUGCUUGAGGAUGAUAAUACACGAAAAGGCGGAUGCCGUAGCUGUUGAUGGAGGAGAAGUCUAUACUGCUGGGAAGUGUGGAUUAGUUCCUGUCAUGGUGGAGCAGUAUGAUCAAGACCGUCCCAAGACCCAGUGUGAGCGCGACAAAGUCCUGGGUUCUCUGCAUGGACCGGGAGCCUUCGUGCCUCAGUGUGAUGAGCAGGGUCAGUACCGGCCGCUCCAGUGCUACGGGUCUACGGGUUACUGCUGGUGCGUGGACAGCCAGGGACAGGAGAUAGACGACACCAAGGUGCCCCCUGGGUCACCCACACCAAACUGCACUGAGCCAGCGGAUGCUCCAUCCUGGGCUAGCGGUGUGAAAAAGUCAGAUUUCAAGGUCAUUGCUCCCGGGUGCGAGGCAGAGAUUGACGACUAUAAAAACGGCUUCUUGGCCGAGUCACCAGCACACGCUGUGGUGACUCGUCCAGAGAGGCGCGCUGACGUGGUGGCAAUGCUCAGAGAUCAACAGUCCAGACCUGAAGGCAACGGAAUGUUUGCCACCAACUUUGGAAAGAAUCUGCUCUUCAACGAUGACACAAGAUGUCUCCAGGAAAUGCCUGAGAAGAACUACAAGGAUUUCUUGGGCGCUGUAUACAUGGCAGUCAUGACUGGUCUGAGAUGUUGUGCAGAGAGUAUCUCAGAGCUGGAGAAGGCUUGCACUUUCCAUACCUGUCAGCAAAAGGACUAGAUAGAAGACACAAGA